GCAUUCCCCUUGGCCUGGCCAGAGUCGCUAAAUGGCCUCUUUCGGACUCCGCUCCGCGGUCCAGCCCCUCCUCCGCCCUUUGUCCGGUGGCUGGCCCGGGUCUCUGCAGGCGGGCUUCGCUCAGCCAAGUCAGGCGGCGCAGGGCGCUGCGCGAGCUACGGGUGCUACUUGUUGCAUUUCUGCAGAAAAAAUGUUUCUCCGGGUGCGCGUCGUGGGGUGGAGGGGGGAGCAAGAACUGAGGUUUUUGUUUGCAGCUCGAGUCCGGAGAGCUGGAUUCCCUGGCACGGAUUCUCCCCGCCGAGUGGAUUCCCCAGCUGCAGGCGGGAGCCCUUCCAAGAGCUGCUCGGGGCGCGGCUUGGCUGCUGCGCCGCGGCGGCUCAGCCCCCGCAGCCCGCGCCUCCUCGCUCUGGGUCCGGGACUGGGAGUGCGGUCUCAGUGGAACAGCCGGGGGAGGAGCCGCGGUGCGCAGGCUGCGUCCGGAAGGGACCCAAGUCGGCGAGUGGCGAGGAAACCGGGCGGAAAUUCGUUCUUCCCACACUCUGCCCCCCGGGGAUGCAGGCGAGGAAAGAGGAGACGGCGGAGGGAGGAUAGACCCCGGCAGGGGGAGGAGGCUCCGCGUCUGGUCAGCCCAAGUCCGGGACGCCAAGUGAGAAAAGUACCACCCUGCGGGAAGUUUGGGCAGCACGGAGUCCGCCAGCAUUCUACAGAAGUUGUGGGGAGCACAGUUUGUCUGCAAAGAGCUGUUGGCGGGCUACUGUCGGCAGAGGCUAGGUCAACCCAUUCUAACUGUGGCGUGUUUGGGUUUUUGACGUCGAUGGUAGCGGAGGAGAGGCACCGCCCCCUUUAGGGAUCUGAACUGAAUUAUUUGCUUGGCUCUGCUUUAGGCUAGAGCAUGGAGAAAGCUCAGAACUGGUUCUACCACCGUGAAAGUGCCUCUGUCAGAUUUUGGUGAUUUAGUCUCAUUAAUUCCCCUCCAGUCUUCCAGCCCUGCACGUGUGCAUAUAUAUAAAAUUACCUUACCAGACCCUCCGGUAACUGCUCCCUGCGGGGGUAGCUGGGGGUGGGGGAGGUUGCUCCCCUUUAUGUCUGGGCUUGCAGUGAUCUUCAGUCUUUAGGCCCAAAAGUUCUCAGGCCUGGCUUAGUUGAGGAAGUCUCAUCGUUUCUUAUCAAUAGAGAAUGGAGCAUUUAUCAAUUGCUCCUUUGAGGGCAGCCCCUGCUGAGAAGAGAAUGGGCAAGAAAGAGCUGUUAAUUACCGUUUGUUCAUGCAAACUAUCUCGCGAAAAAUAAAAGCCCCCUUCUGCCCACCCCACCCCAAAGUGUUCAGAAAAUGUAAUUUUUAAGGACCUACUCUGUGGGAAAUUAAAGGAAAGAGACGUAUCUUCCCCUCAAGAAGCUGACGAUCUGGAGUACAUUUAUGUGGUUUUCGUAUGUAGCCCCAAUGGUCUCCGUGUCUGUAAUGCUACCCGUUCAGACGUGUGAUUCGUUUUCAGACCAUCUCUCUCUUCCAGGAGUUCAAGUGGUAUUUUGUUUUAAUCUAGCAGUACUUAGAUCCCCUGGUAAUAAAAAAGUGGAGCUGGAAAAGCAACCCCCAAACUGCAUUAACUCUAUAUUUCUCCCAGUUACCAGGCAAGAGGCAUCUAGUGAGAAGUUAGCAUGUGCCAGGCCUCAGGAUGAACAGCUUCUUAGGGAGACUGAUGGGCAAGGCGCAGUGCGGGCGGGUGGUAAGAGCUGUGCAGUGUGGCUGUGGGAGCCCUGAGGAGGAGAACUCUGCCUGGACUGAGAGCAGAGGAAGGCUUCCAGCGUCAGGAAGUACUGAGUAUUACCUAGAUGCAGGUAAGAAGGGUGCUCAGAGGGGAAGCGUGGGAACAUACGCAAGAGAGUGAUUUAGGAACCGCCAGAACUUCUGUCUGAAUCUUUGUUGAUGAGAUUUUUUUGACAUCUGUAUUUUUUGAUAGUGUCACACAACCCUUGCUCGUACAAUGACUUCCAAAUAAAUAUUCCUUAUUGCCCUUUAAGGAUGUCCAGCAGGCAGUUGACCUAACCAUACCCACACUGCAACAUCAAGAGCUAUCUCCGCCUAAAUAAACCAGGUGCUAUACAAAGAAAA
Molecule: messenger RNA, 2107 nt
Organism: Rhinolophus ferrumequinum (greater horseshoe bat)
Lineage: Eukaryota; Metazoa; Chordata; Mammalia; Chiroptera; Rhinolophidae
Exons: 2
Coding region: 32-847 (271 amino acids)
Source: RefSeq, a predicted model, not a curated record